This is a messenger RNA of Linum trigynum, 1281 nucleotides long. NCBI's taxonomy places the organism in Eukaryota, Viridiplantae, Streptophyta, Magnoliopsida, Malpighiales, Linaceae. The record is from the annotation of a GenBank genome assembly.
CGUAUUAUAAAUCAUAGCUGCUUAUUAAGGAGUAGAGCUCUCUUCCUAUCAUUUUCAUCUGACCGCCCCUUAUUUUGUAUUCAUCUCCUCUUCUCUCAAGUUUUGGUUCUGGCUAGCUCCAGGGACAUUCUAACCCUUCUCUCUCCUGAUUUUUUCCUAACCCUUCUCUCUUCUGAUUUUUUCCUCUGCCUUCUCUCUAACCCAUCUUCCCAAGCAGCCAUGGGGGCUGCCGCCGGCACUCUUCCGGCGACCGGCGGCAGCCCUCCGCCCCCUCUGUUCUUUUUUAUGCUUUCUCCCUUCCUUUGCCAACUCUUUAAUUUUAUUCCUGCCUUGUCUUUGCUUGGGUUUUGCUCGACUUAGUCGGUUUUCCUUUCCCCUUGGUGGGAUCUGUUCCUCCCUUUCAGUGGGUUGAGUUUUUUGUCCUCCGUUCUGUUGUUUCAGAGCUGGAGAGGUGUCCGUUCUAAGAUGCAAAAUGGUGGCCAGAUCUAUCACAGAUCUGGCUUGUUUUCUCCUCUUCUUUCCUUUGUCUACCUCCAUGUUUUCCCUUGCAGAUCUUGGGAUUUCGGAGAUGGAGCCCUUGGCGAGGACACGGUCUGGAGAGCUUUGAAAGCAGAAGAUUUCUUCCCUCUGGCUGCUUCACCGGUCGUCGGUCGUCCUGAUGGGUUCCCCGGUAUUUGGACGGUGGAAGUUGAUGGCGACUGGCUCGGGGCGGGUUGCAUGGGAGGCCCUCUUCCUCUCCCUGCCAGUUUGGGUUUGGUGGAUUCUCCUACCGUUUUGACGAGAGUUGGUGGUGGCUGGUGGGGGUCAACGCGGCUGUCGAUUUCAAGUGGUGGUGGAGAGUUGGCUGCGGCGGUGGAGGCGUCCAGAGGGAAGCGGACGGUCAACUAGGGUUGAUGGGGCUUUGACAAUGUUUGGGUUCUUGGACUGGGCCCUAUUGGGUAUCCAGUUCUUUUUUGGGCCUUUUUGUCUUGAUUCUGUUUACUCUUGUUUCCAUCUGUAUCUUUACCGGUUGAGCUUGGCCCGUUUUGUAAUCUUAAUGAACUCAUUUUAAAAAAAAAAAAAAUCACUCCCAAAGAGCAAUAAAGCCAUUUCUCUUUUUCAAUGUCCACUUGUGGACACCAUCAUUGUGCGGUAGAGUAGAGAAGGUAGUAACCUUUGGACGAUAUUCAACAGUCAUUGCUACCAAAAUCUCCCUUAGACUUCAGUUUCAUGUUAAGAAAUACAACAAACAUGUUCCUAAAGGAACAUGCCCUUGAACCAUAACAAAAAUCAUAGCAUUAA